This is a messenger RNA of Equus quagga, 3102 nucleotides long. RefSeq names its product lactate dehydrogenase D (gene LDHD). The transcript is spliced from 11 exons. The coding region runs from base 51 to 1505 and encodes 484 amino acids. Gene Ontology annotation, biological process: lactate catabolic process. The record is from RefSeq and is a predicted model, not a curated record. Gene Ontology annotation, cellular component: mitochondrion. Lineage: Eukaryota; Metazoa; Chordata; Mammalia; Perissodactyla; Equidae. Gene Ontology annotation, molecular function: FAD binding; D-lactate dehydrogenase (NAD+) activity; D-lactate dehydrogenase (cytochrome) activity.
CCCCACCUCACCUCGCCUUGGUGACUACAUUCCUCUGGCGGCUGCCAGCCAUGGCCUCCUUGCUCAGGGCUGCGACCUGGGGGCUGUUCCCCUGGAGGGGUUACUGCUCCAGGGGUAGGAAGGGUGAACUCAGCAAGGGCUUCGUGGAGGCUCUGAAGGCAGUUGUGGGCAGCCCCCACGUGUCCACCGCUGCUGUGGUCCGAGAGCAUCAUGGGCAUGAUGAAUCGGUGCACAGGUGCCAACCUCCGGACGCCGUGGUGUGGCCCCAGAAUGUGGAGCAGGUCAGCCGGCUGGCAGCCCUAUGCUACAGCCAAGGCGUGCCCAUCAUCCCAUUCGGCACAGGCACCGGGCUUGAGGGUGGAGUCUGUGCUGUGCAGGGCGGUGUCUGUGUCAACCUGACCCACAUGGACCGAAUCCUGGAGCUGAAUCCAGAAGACUUCUCUGUGGUGGUGGAGCCCGGCGUCACACGCAAAGCUCUCAACACCCACUUGCGGGACAGCGGCCUCUGGUUUCCUGUGGACCCAGGUGCAGAUGCCUCGCUCUGUGGCAUGGCUGCCACUGGGGCCUCGGGCACCAACGCCGUGCGCUAUGGUACCAUGCGGGACAACGUGCUAAACCUGGAGGUGGUUCUGCCUGAUGGGAGGCUGCUUCACACCGCGGGGCCAGGCCGCCACUUCCGGAAGAGUGCAGCUGGCUACAACCUCACUGGGCUCUUCGUGGGCUCCGAGGGGACGCUGGGCCUCAUCACAGCCACCACCCUUCGCCUGCACCCUGCCCCUGAGGCCACGGUGGCUGCCACCUGUGCAUUCCCCAGUGUCCAGGCAGCAGUGGACAGCACUGUACACAUUCUCCAGGCUGCAGUGCCUGUGGCCCGCAUUGAGUUCCUGGAUGAAAUCACGAUGGACGCCUGCAACAGAUACAGCAAGCUGAACUGCUCCGUGGCACCCACGCUCUUCCUUGAGUUCCACGGCUCUGAGAAGGCACUGGAAGAGCAGCUGCAGCGGGCAGAGGAAAUCACCCAGCACCAUGGAGCCUCCCACUUCUCCUGGGCCAAGGAUGCUGAGGAGCGCAGCAGGCUCUGGCAAGCACGGCACAACGCCUGGUACGCAGUCCUGGCCUUGCGGCCGGGCUGCAAGGGCUAUUCCACCGACGUGUGUGUGCCCAUCUCCCGGCUGCCGGAGAUCCUGGUGCAGGCCAAAGAGGACCUGAAUGCCUCGGGACUCACAGGAGCCACUGCUGGGCAUGUGGGUGACGGCAAUUUCCACUGCAUGCUGUCGGUGGACCCGGAGGACCCCGAGGAGCUCCGCAGGGUCAAGGCUUUUGCAGAACGGCUGAGCAGGCGGGCACUCGCACUCCACGGGACGUGCACCGGGGAGCACGGUAUUGGGCUGGGCAAGCGGCAGCUGCUGCAGGAGGAGGUGGGCGCUGUGGGUGUGCAGACCAUGCGGCAACUGAAGGCCAUGCUGGAUCCCCAAGGCCUCAUGAACCCAGGCAAGGUGCUGUGAGAGGCUGCAAGCACUUGGCCCAUAAGCCCCCAAACAAUGGAACCUCCUGUUCUGGAACCUUUCCUCAUGCCACAGAACAGCUCUGCCUUUGCCCAGACCCUGCAGGGGUCUUCGCCUGCCUUCCCCUCUGUCUCAACCUCCCCACUGCUGGGGGCCUGGGGACAAAGCCUGAAGACCCACCACCCUUAGCUCUACUCCGCCUGCCCGGUGACAGGAACACUCCUAUCCUGGUGUAGAAGGGAGCUCCACCUCCACGUUGAUAGGUCUUCUCCUUGGGGGCUCCAAAAUAAGCCUGAACUCCAUUUUCAGCUGGCAGGAGAUGAGCAGGCAGCACCUGUGAAGUGCCUCCCGUGCCUGCCCUCCCCACCCCUCCUCGGGCCUGUCCUCUGACUUGUUGCAGCCUGGGGAGGGGAUGAUGCUCAGGCUACAGAAGGAAAGUUGCUUUCAGGGACCCAGGUCCCUAUGCCAGCUGCUCCACCUAUGAGAACCUCAGGGCCUGAGGACGUGCCCAUGGCCGACAUCACUUAGGACUCCCACUGGAUCUUAGAACAUUCUGAUCACGUUCUUCAAGCAGCUGCUACCAAUCAUUGAAAAUGGAGGUGAAGUUAUUCUCCUUGUACCACCUCUCUCCAUGGUGUGAUGUAUUUACUACCUGAUUUUUUGUCCUCAAAGUCAGGAUCUGUUAUCCUGGAGCCUGCCCCUGCCUUGGGAUCCCUGGCUGGAGCUACCUGCCUGGGGUACUUGCCAGUUGUUCCCCCCUAAGCCCACGAGAGGGCACCCAACACCAAUAAAGCUCAGACAGUGCAGCCUCUGCUCUGGCAGCAGCACCCAGCACUCACCUCUGUCUGGGCCUACAGUUCUCAGCCCUGGGCCCCCCACUUCCCAGGGUUGGGGAAGUGCCUAGAAGCCAAUCUCUAAACUCUCCAGCCCCAUGCAGGUCCUAUCGUGCGGGCCCAUCUCCCUCACCCCCGGGCCUUGGCCCCUCAGGAAAGUUGCUGGGCCAGUGAUGCAGGGGAGGCAGCAGCACCCUCCAUCUCCCCUCACCCACCCUCUCCCAGGCCACCUCUGAGCUCCUUCACUGCCUCCACCCCUCAACCCCAAGCUGUUCAGGCCCUGGGCAGAGGCAGCUCAGUGACUCCUCAGCCCUACUUGGUUCUUGGAACCCCUCCUCUGUGCUGAGCCCUGAGUUCGCUCCUUUACAUUUCUGUCCCCUGGAUGCCCUGAAUGGGAGCAGUAGCGGUGCCAAGGCAUGGUGUGGGGGCAAGUCUCAUUGGCCCUGUCCCCAAAACCACCCGCUAACCACCAGCCGUGUGCACUCCAGAGACACAGCUCACCAGUCCUCUCCCCUUCCUUCCGCACAGGCUGCCUAUCGCCCCGCAGCCCUCCCAGGGGAGCACUCUGCAGUGGCAGGUUUCUCCUUUACUCUUCUCUGAUGUGCCCCCCAGUGCCUGGCAACUAGUAGGUGCUCAGCAAAUGGCCAUUUGCCCACAAUUUUUUAUUAGGAAAAAUUUCAAACAUACAGAAGAGUUGAAAGAACAAGUACACUGCUCACUGAAAUACCAGCCACUAAGGUUCAACAAUGAAUAUUUUUGCCUUA